AUGGCCGGUGGUGCAACGAAAUACCGCCAUCUCAGCCGCAAGUCGUCGCAUCGACAGGCUCUCCUCCGCAACCUCGUUACCUCCCUCUUCAAACACGAGUCUAUCACGACGACAUGGGCCAAGGCCAAGGAGGCCCAGCGCCUAGCCGAGAAGCUGAUCACCCUGGGCAAGAAGAACACCGAGGCGAGUCGGAGACAGGCCCUGUCAACUUCUACGUACGUCUUUCCCCUCCCAACUCACGCAGCAUCCCAGUCCAGACGAACCAAGACCAAAACUAACGCGUAUCUCUUCGGCCCCCUCCGCGAACGCUACGCCCAACGCCCCGGCGGCUACACCCGGGUACUCCGCGUCGAGCCCAAGAAAGACGACCAGGCCCCCAGCGCCAUCCUGGAGUUGGUCGACGGCCCCAAGGAUAUCCGCUUCGCCAUGACGGCGCGCACCGUCGCCCGACAACGCGCCCAGGGCCUCGACACUCUCAACGAAUUGACGACCCUGAACGUGCGCAAGGUGACGCGGUUCCGCAAAGACGGCGUGGACCAGCUGGAGCGGGAGAUUAAGAAACUGGAACUGUCCAACGGCAAGGAGACGAAGCCCGCGAAACCGACGAAGACGAGCCAGGAGGCUGGCGCGACUUCGCCGCAAUAG
Molecule: messenger RNA, 645 nt
Organism: Aspergillus terreus NIH2624
Lineage: Eukaryota; Fungi; Ascomycota; Eurotiomycetes; Eurotiales; Aspergillaceae
Product: mitochondrial 54S ribosomal protein bL17m
Exons: 2
Coding region: 1-645 (214 amino acids)
Biological process (GO): translation
Cellular component (GO): ribosome; mitochondrial large ribosomal subunit
Molecular function (GO): structural constituent of ribosome
Source: RefSeq, a predicted model, not a curated record